AUUUUCCAAAAGCCUAUAUUAAUUUGCUCUUCAUAUUUGAAGAAGACAUACAGUUUUUUCUUGCUGAAUUCUCUCAUCUUGUGAUCAAUCAAAUGGCGAGCGAGGAAGUCGUGGUGGUUGGAGGGGAGAGAGCUGGAGCUGAGAUCGUGUACGGAGCGGAGGAGUGUUACAAGAACUCGGUGGAGCUUCUAGAGGAGCUAGGAUUUCCAAAAGGUGUGAUGCCUUUGAAGAACCUCGUGGAAUGUGGAAGAGUUAGAGCCACGGGUUUCGUGUGGAUGAAGCAAGACACUCCUUAUGAACAUUUCUUUGAAGCCACCAACACUCGAGUUUCUUACGCUCUUGAGGUCACCGCAUAUGUCGACAAGGGUUGUAUGAAGAAGAUGACAGGGGUGAAGAGUAAGCAGAUGUUUAUGUGGGUUCCGAUUGUGGAGAUGAGUAUGGAGGAGCCAAAGAGCAAGAAGAUCUACUUCAAGACUCCUAUGGGACUCGGCAAGUCUUUUCAUGUUACUGCAUUCAUGGACGAGGAAGAGAAACGCAACUUUUACUUGGAGAAUCCCAAAAAAUAAAAAAAAUUAAAUUAUGAUUAUUAUAUUUCCGGUUGCUUUUGUUUUGUUUCUGUUUUCACUAUUAUCAGGUUGCUUUUCUAUGCCAUUACUAAAAAAAUUAUGUUGACAAUUAUAAAAUGAAGUAAAAUUCGUCUUGUGAUGCAAUGUUUAUAACCUGUAAUUGAAAUCGAUAAUGAAAAUAAUCAAUUUCUGUGAGUGGAUUA
This is a messenger RNA of Brassica rapa (field mustard), 769 nucleotides long. RefSeq lists its product as uncharacterized. Lineage: Eukaryota; Viridiplantae; Streptophyta; Magnoliopsida; Brassicales; Brassicaceae. The record is from RefSeq and is a predicted model, not a curated record.